AAAACGCGGAAAGAUUAGAAACAUAACGACUCGGUUUUUCUCAGACCGAGUCCGACCCGGGGGGCGAGCAAGGCCAACUCAGAAACCUUUUCUUCCUUUGCAAUUUACAGUUACAGACCAUUUAACCAUUUUUCCCGCACAAACAACACAGACACUGACACACUCUUCUCUCACUACACGAGUGAGUUAGUUAGAGAGAGAAAGAGAGAGAUUCAGUGUUGAGUUGCAGAGACGCAACGUGCUUUUUGCAUUGGCACAAUAUAACGGACACCAACACGCCGUUUUCGAGUCCCUUUCGUUUUUGGAUCCGUCACCGACGUCGUUUUCCUCUUUUCCAAUUAGUUGGUUGAGAAUCCCAAGACAGAGAGCUGGAGCCGCUACAAGAUCCCAAGCAAUUGAAGGCUCCGCCCGCCGCCGCCUCCUCCAACGGUCAGAUCCGGUACAGGUCGCCGUCCUCGGCUGAGCUCUUUGACGGCCAGGCCAGCAGCAAUUCCCCGCCCUCGCACGCCGCCGAUCAGCACUCGCAAGAGUUCGAGUCUAGCAAAAUGCUGAAGCGCAUCGGCCGCCAGGAGUCACUCGCCGACAAGAUCUACCGGUUCCGAGGGACUCUGCUUGUUAUAGCGAUCCCACUUCUUCUCAUUGUGUUCGUCCUUUACGUCAUGCCGUCCAGCACCUCCAACGAGUCUGCCGGAGACUACGCUCUCGUCAACCGCAAAAUGUCCCCCAACAAGAAAUCCGGAGGCUCCUACGCCGUCAUCUUUGACGCCGGCAGCUCCGGCAGCCGUGUCCACGUCUUCCAUUUCGAUCAAAACCUAGAUCUCGUUCACAUUGGCAAAGAUCUCGAGCUUUUCGUUCAGCUUAAACCGGGUUUGAGUGCGUACGCUCAAGAUCCGAAAAAGGCAGCAGAAUCUUUGGUUCCGCUUCUGGAUAAAGCUGAGAGUGUUGUUCCUCGUGAAUUGCGAUCCAAGACAAUAGUUCGAGUUGGGGCAACUGCGGGAUUGAGGGCAUUGGAAGGAGAUGCAUCAGAUAGGAUCUUGCAAGCGGUAAGGGAUUUGCUUAAGGACAAGAGUAGCCUGAAAUCUGAAACUGAUGGAGUUACAGUGCUGGAUGGAACACAAGAAGGUGCUUAUCAAUGGGUGACGAUCAACUAUCUAUUGGGAAAUUUGGGAAAAGAUUAUUCAAAGACUGUCGGAGUUGUUGAUCUUGGUGGUGGAUCUGUUCAAAUGGCUUAUGCCAUCUCAGAGACAGAGGCUGCCAUGGCUCCGAAAGUAGCAGAUGGAGAGGAUCCAUAUGUCAGAGAGAUGUUCCUGAGGGGAAGGAAAUACUACGUCUAUGUUCACAGUUACCUGCGCUAUGGUUUACUAGCUGCUCGUGCAGAGAUUUUAAAGGUUACUGAUGAUGCUGAAAACCCUUGUAUCUUAUCUGGCUAUGAUGGGUCCUAUCCGUAUGGGGGAAAGUCGUUUAAGGCUUCAUCUUCCUCAUCAGGAGCAAACAUAAAUGAAUGCAAAAGUGUUGCUCUUAAGGCUCUCAAAGUUAACGAGAAAACAUGUACACAUAUGAAGUGUACUUUUGGUGGAAUAUGGAAUGGUGGAGGGGGGGAUGGGCAGAAGAAUCUUUUUGUUGCGUCUUUUUUCUUUGACCGCGCUGCUGAGGCUGGUUUUGCUGAUCCAAACUUGCCAGUUGCGAUAGUUCGUCCAGCAGAUUUUGAGGAUGCAGCUAAGCGAGCAUGUCAAACAAAACUUGAGAAUGCGAAAUCAACUUAUCCAAAUGUUGAGGAGGGGAACCUUCCUUAUCUUUGCAUGGAUCUCGUAUACCAGUAUACACUGCUUGUUGAUGGGUUUGGCAUAUAUCCAUGGCAAGAAGUUACAUUGGUGAAGAAAGUUAAAUAUGAUGAUGCCCUCGUUGAGGCAGCAUGGCCCCUUGGCAGCGCCAUUGAAGCUGUAUCAUCUACGUAGUGUCACUGGAAUCACCACUUAGAUUACUCAUCAGACAUCUAGGGAAACAUUAGUUUCAUCACUGGGAUAUUGUGGUGAAAUAGUGUCGUUCAAGAUGAUCAGAGAUUAACUUUCAGGCUGAAUUGAGAUUGGAUAUGGAUCUGUGAUUCAGAAAUAAUGGGAGAUCAUAUCUUCAUUAUUUUUCAUAUGUAAUUAAUUACAAACAUAUCUGAUUUAAGAUUUUGGAAGAUUCAUUCGAUUCGUUAAGUGCAUCUAAAUACGUUGUUGUCUUAAGAGACGAACAAAAUGGUGAUGCUAUAACACCAUUUCAUUUUUGUUUCUAUAAAUGGUUCCAUUCGUGAUGAUAUAGUUAAAUCCUUUCUUUUUAUUUAA
Molecule: messenger RNA, 2327 nt
Organism: Vigna radiata var. radiata (mung bean)
Lineage: Eukaryota; Viridiplantae; Streptophyta; Magnoliopsida; Fabales; Fabaceae
Product: apyrase 2
Exons: 9
Coding region: 546-1955 (469 amino acids)
Biological process (GO): nucleoside diphosphate catabolic process
Cellular component (GO): membrane
Molecular function (GO): nucleoside diphosphate phosphatase activity
Source: RefSeq, a predicted model, not a curated record